AUGUGAUAGCCCUAUGGCACAAAAUAUCGGCCAACUACUCAGUGACACCUAGGUGAUUGUUUCGGUAAGCAUACCCCUCCACGAACGAUACCAUAGUUGUGGUAGUUGUACUUGGCAUAUGGGUGAAACGGCAUAGUAAUGGUCAACUUGAAGCCGGUGUUUAUGAUCCACGGUGCCAGCGGGCCCCUGUUAGCCAAAUGGCAGAAGUUCAAAGCCCAUUAUCUGGUAACAACAGGACUCGAUCAAAUGGUUAAUAUCUACGACCGUCAGGGUGCACAUGUUGACAAGAUAGCGCUUGUAGGCCUGUGCUCUGGCAUGGACUGGCACAAAGAUGGGGAUACGCUAGCCAUUAUUACUGAUCGGUCAUCGUCAAUUUACCUUUGGGACGCAAAUAGCCAACGAGUUUCCCAGGCAGACACCGGCAUGCGGGAUACCCUCACGUUUAUCGCCUGGGCACAAGCAGCUGCGUUUCUCGCCGUCGGUACGUCAAAAGGCAAUCUGUUGAUCUUUCAUUAUCGAACUUCGCGAAAAGUGCCCAUUUUGGGCAAACACUCAAAACGCAUCGUAUGCGGUGCGUGGAGUAAGGAGAGUAUUCUAGCCCUGGCUGGCGACGAUUACAGUCUGACUAUUAGCAAUCAAGAAGGCGAUACCCUGUCACAAACCCCACUCAAAGCGGAACCGUCCAAGCUGAAGUUUGGCUGUAACAGCAAUGCGCAGACACAAAACAUGGUUUCUUGUGUGUUAGGAAAAAAAACGCUAUACCUUGUCGAUAUAUAUGACUCUGAAAAUCCUAUUCUCUUGGGUUUCCAAGAUAGGUACGGCGUGAUUGUUGACUACGAGUGGAGUAUCGACGCAUUAAUAAUUUUGGGCUUCGCUGAAGGCUUCGUUGUAGUUAUGUCGGCGAUUCCGAAAGAGAUCGGACAGGAGCUCCGUAUGGUGCGCUGUCAUCGCGAGGGACUCGUCCAUCUAGCAAUCUGCUCUGAACAUUCGAAGAUUGCCACUGGAUCUGGUACUCAGGUGAAGGUGUACAAUUCAAAUGAUUUCGACGAUGUCGAGCAAUUAAUAUCGACGGAGGACUCAAUCGAAUGGUUGCAAUGGGCUGACGAUGGACAGUUCCUCGCCGUUGGUACCAUAACACAUGUGGCCGUUUAUCUCACAAAGCUGCCUGUACUGGGCGACUGCCUUGAGUCGCGGUAUGCUAUAUUGUCAUCACUGAUGGAGAUCACAGUUGGAGACGUGCUGGAACCAGCCUCUGAGCGCGUAAUAAGAAUUGAUAUUGAGCCACUGCAUAUCGCCUUGGGGCCUUGUCAUGUGGCGGUAGGAAUCAACAACCGUGCUAUCUUAUAUCCGACCUCCGAUGAUAGGAACCGGACAACAAAAGAGUUCCUAGCAACUGUAAGGCGACUCAAACUUACCGCGGACUACGCAGUCGGUCUGCUCGAUAACAAAAUACAGAUUAUCGGCAUCGACACUGAUGAGGGGAAGAUGUUCAACAAUGCAACUUGUCUCGAUAUCACAGACAACUUCCUCAUCUAUGGCACAAAACAGGGCGAUGUCGAAAUGUUCUAUUUUCAAGAUUUUGUAAACGUCAAUCAAUUUCGACAUUCGUGCAAGGUUACCGCUCUAUUCUCACAUCCGUCUGGCACGAAGAUGAUUCUCUUCGAUGAGGAACAACAGGCAUUUCUGUAUACGCCUUCAGACGAUCACCUAAUAACGAUUGAACAGACACCGCCAAUAAUUGAGGGUGUCCUUUGGGAUCAGCAAGUACCGCAUAUAUUUGUCGUAUUCGAUAGUAAGCAGUUCUAUCUUUUCUCACACACCCGGGAGGAAGUGACACUCGCGGACAAAAUCAAAAUUCCGUCCGGCAUCAAACCUCUGGUUAUGGCCGACGGAAUCCUAACAUGUCAGACUCAGAAUGGUAAGAGUACGACAUUCAAUAGUCAACCUGUUGACAGGACAGUAUCGGGUCAGGCACUGCUCAAGAACAACUUGAGAAGCGCCCUUAAAUUGCGAAAGUUUGAUGAUGCGUUUAGUAUUUGCGACAGUAUUAACCAUCCGGACGAAUGGACGCAGUUGGCUGUGGCGGCCAUGGACGAUCUGAACAUUGAUAUGGCGAUUAAGGCCUACAAGAGGGCAGGCGACCUCGGCAUGGCGUGGAGCCUCGAAAGCGUUCGACAUGUUGAGGAUAUCUACGAACUGGAAGGAUAUAUGUCGCUAUUUCGCAACGAAUUCGACAAGGCGCAAGAGUUCUUCGUAAAGUCAACUAACCCCAAAGCGGCUCUUCAAAUGCGUCGCGACCUGCUUCACUGGGAGCAGGCGUUACAAUUGGCGAAACAUAUCGCCCCGGAAGAAAUGCCGUAUCGGGAGUACGCUCAACAGCUUGAGCUUGUCGGCGACUAUAACAAUGCACUGUUGAACUAUGAAAAAGGUUUGGAAAAAGGUGACGAAUAUUGCAAAUGGGGAAUUGCUCGGACUUCGGUGCGGUGCGGUGACUCGCGAAAGGGUGUCGAAAUGGCACUAAAGAUUGGCGACAGAAGACUGGUGAAGGAAUGUGCCUCUAUCCUCGAAACGAAUAAACAAACCCUGGAAGCUGCCGUUCUGUUUGAGAAGGCCAAAUACUUCGAAAAGGCUGCGGCACUAUAUGUGAAGGCUAAGAGCUGGGGCAAAGUUGGCGAGCUUUUGUCACACGUCACAUCGAACGCGAUUCUCCUGCAGUACGCCAAAUUCAAAGAAAGCGAGGGAAGCUACAAGGAAGCUCUGGAGGCAUACGAGAAAGCUAAGGACUAUGACAGCAUCAUUCGUGUCGAAUUACGCCACGGAAACAAUCUGGAUCGGGCAGCCAAGCUAGCACGCGAUACCCGUUCUGUUCAAGGGGCAAAACUCGUGGCAGAAUAUUUUCAGGCACAAAAUGACAUAUCAUCAGCGAUCGAGUUUCUUGUCUUCUCGAAUUGUUCCGAAGAGGCAUAUGCUCUCGCGUGCAAAACGAAACAGAUGGAGUUAUACGCCAGCGUGGCUGAGAACGAUUACGAAAGAAUCGCUCAGUAUUUUGAGGAGGAACGCGAUAAUCUCAACGCAGGAAAGUACCUCUCGAAAUGCGGUCAGUACCACAAAGCGUUCAAAUAUCUGAUGAAGGCCGCUGCAAAUGAUAACACCGAAGCGAUUGAGAUUGCGGUUGAUACAGUUUGUUUCGCGCAAGACAAGGAGUUAGCGACGAAGCUGACAAAUUUUCUCACUGGUGAAACUGAUGGCAUUCCCAAAGACCUCCGCUACCUGUGCAGGCUGUACAUCAAUGUUGGCCGAUACAACGACGCGGCGAAAAUUGCCGUCGUCAUCGCAGAAGAGGAACAGGACUCAGGCAACUACAAGCUUGCUCACAGCAUACUUCUGAGCAUGCACAAGCAACUAAUGGACAACGAAAUUAAUUUUCCACUCGAACUCAUCAAUUCUUUACACGUGUUACACAGCUAUAUUUUGGCCAAGAUUCACGUAAAACGUUCCGAUCACCUCCGAGCCGCAAAACUACUAAUGAGAAUCUCCAACAAUUUAAAACGAUUCCCAAGUCACGCCGUUAAAAUUCUUACGUCGACGGUGAUCGAAUGUCAACGCGCUGGCUUAAAGGGUUGCGCAUACAGCUACGCGACAGUGUUGCUUCGAUCAGAUUAUCGAGAUCAGAUCGAGCCGAAGUAUAAGGAUAAAAUAGAGGCCUUAGUUAAAAAUGCUACAAUUCGUCAAGCUGAAGCGGAUGAGCGCUCGCCAUGCGAGAAGUGUGGUGAACUGUUAUCCAACUAUCUAUUGAGUUGUACCGAAUGUAAAUGCCCACUCGGCAUGUGUAUUGCCAGCGGACGGCAUCUGUCUGGCCGUGGCCAAUAUACAUGUCCCCAUUGCCACUUUGUCGCGUUCACUGGGGAACUAAUGUUGCUGUUACACGAUAUCGGCAUGAUUUGCCCGAUGUGUGAGGGCGAACUCAAUUUAGACCAAGUUAUUGCUCCAGCAAACAGCGAACAGGUGCCGGCAGAACGAUAAGAAGCAUUUAAUUUCUACUUUAAACGAUUAAGUCUUCGAAAACGAGACAAUACAGUUCGAUACAACCGAUCAUAAUAGCAACGAAUCCGAGAUGAUAAGCCUAAUGACGAGGAGGUCAAAUUUGGUUGACUACUUUGACCGUGUUCAGUAGCACGUGCUCGUAAAAAUUAAGCGUGUCUAUUUAUUCUAUUGUUAUAUAAAAUAACCUUUUAUUCCGACGCUAUGAAGCUACCAGUACACAGUCAAGGUUAUUUACUAAGGCUUUAGUGCAAGUAAAAUUGUAUUUAUAUUCAAAUCUAGAUUUAAAGAAAAUACGUAGGGCGCGACUAUUCGAAAACAUGCGCCUGUCCGUCAACAAGUUGGUCACGCUUUCGGCAAUAUGCUAAAUGGAUCAUGCUAAAGGACAAGUUGUCUUUUAUUUUAUUAUUUGCUUUUCCUAUACUCCUCAUGAGAUAUUUUUACUCGAAGUACAUACUGAAGCAUCAAAUUCUCCACUGCAGAGAAGUCUAGU
Messenger RNA from Varroa destructor (honeybee mite), 4534 nucleotides. It is a transcript of the gene Oseg6, whose product is annotated as intraflagellar transport protein Oseg6. The record is from RefSeq and is a predicted model, not a curated record. Lineage: Eukaryota; Metazoa; Arthropoda; Arachnida; Mesostigmata; Varroidae. Gene Ontology annotation, biological process: intraciliary retrograde transport; cilium assembly. Gene Ontology annotation, cellular component: cilium; intraciliary transport particle A. Gene Ontology annotation, molecular function: protein binding.